Messenger RNA from Trichomycterus rosablanca, 740 nucleotides. RefSeq names its product PLAC8 like 1 (gene plac8l1). The record is from RefSeq and is a predicted model, not a curated record. The transcript is spliced from 3 exons. Lineage: Eukaryota; Metazoa; Chordata; Actinopteri; Siluriformes; Trichomycteridae. Bases 36 to 542 code for a protein of 168 amino acids.
AACUGCUAUACCAUCUAUGCUCUCUGGCUCUCAGCAUGCAACAGCUACUCUUGAAGUCUCUUGAAGAGUACAAACAGGACGACUCAAAUGGACAUGGCAGGGAAGUCCUUUGUUCGGGAUGUGGCAGCAGGACGUCGUGGUGUGACAGGAAUGACCUACCUGUGAUCACCCAGCCGGGUCUUGGAGUAACAACCACAACUGUGACCACCAUCACACAGACGGGGGGAGACUGGAGCACGGGCCUGUUUGAUGUGUGUGACGACACCAGUGUCUGCUUGAUUGGUGCUUUUAUGCCCUGCUGUUUGGAUCUGGGUUUGGCUCAUCAGUAUGGAGAAUGCCUGUGUCUGCCUCUGCUUCCUGCUUCCACUUUUGCUAUGCGGGUUGCCAUCAGAGAGCGUUAUAAAAUCAGGGGCAGUGUAUGUGAGGACUGGACUGCUGUAUUCUUCUGCUACCCUCUAGCAGUUUGUCAGAUGAUGCGGGAGAUGAAGAGGAGGCUGAGGAGACAGAUGUACACUGUUUCCACUGCACUCCAGUGCUCUUGAAGGACAAAAAUGUGUGUGUGUAAUGUGUGUCAGUUCAAAUUUCUGAUAUGUAAUACAUAGUGCUGUCAGUGUUGUUAUUUGUGGUAGCUUAAGGGAUUCAGGGACUACUUUUGGCAUAAAGAUUGAUGUCUGACAUUUUAGUAAUGAUGAGCCGUCAAUGGAUGAAGAGAUUUGUUUACACACUUCAUGUUUAGUAUU